CCCAGUGUGAUGCACUACACAAAAAUAUUUUCUCCUUAAAAUUACAAAUUCGGACAUAAGGGAAUUUAAAAAGGAUCGACACAAAAGAGAGACUGCGUGAAUUGUGAUGCUAUCACUCUCCACUCUCUUUAAUUUUUUUUUUUUUUCCCCAAAAGUCCUCUCUUUCUCUCUAUAUCACUGCUACCGCCGACUUCGUAACGGUUAGCCGUCGUAUUUCCGCUUAUUUUACCGUUCGCCGGCGAUCCUCCUCAGAAACGCAUCUGUUAUUUCCUUGAAAUCCUCUAAACACUCGCUUCCGUGCUUUAGAUUAACUCUCACUUCCGAUUUUGUUAAAGCCGUUUGUUGUUUGCCUCGUUUUAUUGAAAAUACUCUUUAAAAGGUUUUAUGUUGUUUUCAUUUCCAGUAUCUGAUAAUCCUUACUCGACUAGGUUUAAGAGUGUUUUCAUUAUCAGAAGUGUUUUCUUUCAUCAAAAAGUAAACAAAAUGAUUGGAUCCUUUCUUACCAGAGGACUUGUGAUGGCUUUUGGGUAUGCUUAUCCUGCAUAUGAAUGUUAUAAAACUGUUGAAAUGAAUAAGCCUGAGAUUGAGCAACUGCGCUUUUGGUGCCAGUACUGGAUAUUGGUGGCUGUUUUGACAGUUUGUGAGAGAAUUGGUGAUGCUUUUAUAUCAUGGGUUCCAAUGUACAGUGAAGCUAAGUUGGCAUUCUUUAUAUACCUAUGGUACCCUAAAACAAAGGGAACUUCUUAUGUGUAUGACUCCUUCUUUAGGCCAUAUGUUGCAAAGCAUGAAAAUGAGAUUGACCGUAACUUGUUGGAACUAAGGACUAGAGCUGGAGAUAUGGCAGUUGUUUACUGGCAAAGAGCUGCAAGCUAUGGGCAGACAAGAAUUUUUGAGAUCCUGCAGUAUGUUGCUUCACAGUCCACCCCAAGACCUCAGCGUGCUCAGAAUUCUCAGUCACAUGGUGCUAUGGCUCGCCAACAGUCCAGUGUGCCGAACCGGCAAUCAUCUAGUGAAGCACCAGCAUCACAACCAGAGGCUGAAGAACCGCCUUCACCGACAUCUAGUACAUCUUCAAGUCAACACCAAAAGGAAGAAGCUGAAGAGGUAGGACCUUCAAAGGUGCCUUCACAGGUGGCUAAACCAGCUACCCCUUCAGCAUCCUCAAAUAGCCAAAAAGCAGAUACUGCAUCCGAAAGUACCAGCCACCCUGCUGAAACUGAAGCAGAAGCAAUGCAAAUUGAACCAGUGCCACCUUCUCCAGGGAAUGAAAGCACAAACCCUCCCCCAAAAGAGACUAUCAUGGAAGAAAGCAUACGACUCACGCGUGGCAGAUUGAGGAAAACCCGUUCUGCAGCACGUUAAAAAUAAUUGUUUUGGUUCCUUUUCUUUUUAAUCUACAGAACUUGCACUUAAAUCAGUGGUUGUAUAAUGGUAUUGAAUCAUUGUUGUUGACACUGAUGUAAAUUUCUCGUCUUCUAGUUUCCAUUUCAUUUGUUACUUUAUUAU
Molecule: messenger RNA, 1506 nt
Organism: Durio zibethinus
Lineage: Eukaryota; Viridiplantae; Streptophyta; Magnoliopsida; Malvales; Malvaceae
Source: RefSeq, a predicted model, not a curated record